Messenger RNA from Selaginella moellendorffii, 1191 nucleotides. Its product is annotated as ectonucleotide pyrophosphatase/phosphodiesterase family member 3. Bases 1 to 1191 code for a protein of 396 amino acids. Lineage: Eukaryota; Viridiplantae; Streptophyta; Lycopodiopsida; Selaginellales; Selaginellaceae. The record is from RefSeq and is a predicted model, not a curated record. Gene Ontology annotation, cellular component: vacuole. The transcript is spliced from 3 exons.
AUGAGGAUCGCUUUGUUGACGUUAGUUUUCAUUGUUUCUGUGGGACUUACCAAAUCAAAUGGCAUGAUCAAGAAGCCUCUGGUCAUUCUCAUAUCUGUUGAUGGAUUCAAAUGGGGUUACCAGUUUAAGACGUCCACUCCAAACAUUGACUUCAUCAAGGAGAAUGGUGUGGAAGCUUUUCCGGGUAUGAUUCCAGUGUUUCCCACAGUGACAAUGCCAAAUCACAAUUCCAUUGCUACUGACCCUUCAUUUCCAAGGUUUAACGUCUCGUGGGCGGAUCCAAGGUGGUGGCACGGAGAGCCUCUUUGGGAAACGGUAGUUAGGAAUGGACUCAGAGCUGGAACUUAUCUAUGGCCGGGGAGUGAAGUUGUAAGAGGCCACUGGACUUGUCCUCAAGAGUACUGUGCUCGCCUUGCAAACUCAUCUCUUGCCUUUGAGGACCGCAUUGACUCCAUUCUAAAGUUUGUGGACAUGCCAGUUUCCAAGCGGCCAAGCUUCAUUGCUGUUUACUUUGACAAUCCGGAUCACGCAGGGCAUGCCUCGGGACCAGACUCGCAAGAGCUCACAGAUGCUGUGAGCAACAUUGACAAGAUGGUUGGAAGACUCUUGGAUGGUCUGGAAGCGCGUGGGAUACUCAAUGAUGUUCAUAUUAUCAUGGUUAGUGACCAUGGCAUGGUAACGAGCUGCGAGAGUAAGGUGAUUUAUCUCGAGGAUUUGGCUCCAUGGAUCAGAAUCCCUGAUGAAUGGUAUGACUGGGUUGGAGCAGUAGUUGCAUUGAGACCUCCAAGAGGUUUUGAUGCAAAGCACAUUGUGAAGAAGAUGAACGAGGGAUUGCAGUCAGGAAGGGUGAAUAAUGGACAGUUCCUCAAGGUUUUCCUCAAGGAAGAUUUGCCAGAAAGGUUACAUUUCUCACAUGGCAAGUUUGGUCAACCUAUCAUUGGGUUGGCUUCAGAAAGCUAUACUGUGAAGCUUGGGAGAUCAACAAAUAGUAGCUGUGGAGGUUUUCAUGGUUAUGACAAUGCGUACUCCUCAAUGCGGUCUGUUUUCUUUGCUCAUGGUCCAAGAUUUCCGAAACGAAAAGUGGCAUCGUUCCCUAAUGUGGAGAUAUAUAACAUAAUCACCACAAUUAUAGGAAUUCGAGGAGCCCCAAACAAUGGAACACUGUCAUUUGCUCGUGAUAUUUUGAUUUGA